AUGGCGGCCUUUGAUACCGAUGUUAUUGUAUACUACAACAUUCCCACUCUUUACCCAGAGGAAUGGCCAGCGGAGCUGGAAGAAAGUGAUGAUUCUGAUGGUGAAGAAUCCCAGCCGUCCGGCGUCCCCUCCUCGACCGCCCAACGACGCAAAUCGAGAUAUGCCGCCCUACAGAGGCAUGGGAGUGAUCGCAGAAGCAUAGUACCUGGGUCUCAAAGGACUGGGGAUGGAAGGGAUAAUCUAGUUCAAAAAGACGAACCGGAUCCGUUGGGGUCUUUUGAGAGUGUGGUUAGAAUGCUGAAACAACGUGGCAUCGCCGACGAUGACGUUCGCGUUCGAAACCGUUACCUUUUGUCGUCUACAACAUUUUCACCUGCUUUGUUCCUCUCUCAAACGCACUCAUCCGAUUCAACACAAUCGCUCUUAGAAGGCCUCGAUUUCUUGUCUAGGUCAAUCGACCAGAAAUCGGCAUCUUUGAAGGUAUUAGUCGAGUCAAAUUUUGAGCGCUUUGUCCGCGCGAAGGCGACUAUCGACAACGUAUAUACAGAAAUGCGAAACCAAGGCGCCCAGCCUGACGAAUCACCACAUCGAUCUCAUUCGCGCAAUACCAGCAGGUCUGGGUCUCACAUCAGAAACUACAGCACGGGAGCUGCAGUACGUUCGAUCAGUGCGGAACGCUUACAGAAGAACUCACUUACAAAAGAAAGCGAAUACGGGGUUAAGGGUAUACGUGUACCAUUGAUGGAGGCUUCAGGAAAAGCUGAAGAAGUGUGGGGUCCGGCACUCGGAGGUCGACAGCGGGAGGAUGGUUUGAAAUCCGUCAUCGAAACUCUGGAACAGCAUCGUGAGAUAUACGAAAUUGGGUCUAACCUCGUCCGUUCAAUUAAGCAACGAGAUUACGAUGCGAUAAUCGAUCAAUACAACCGUUCCAGGAGGCAUGCGAUUGAUGCAAAACUCAUUGCAGACAGGGCUACAACCACAAAGCGACCCUUAACCGACAAGCAAGUCCAUUUAAUCCUCGUGACGGGUAGAAUGUGGAUGGAUGUUGAAAAACAGAUACAGGCCUUUAAGCGAGAUUUGUGGCGACGGCUAAGCAGCGUUCCGACACAUACUUCUACUAUGAGUCUCAAUGGACCCUUUGAAGAGCACAUGGAACUUAUUAGUACGCUGCUUGAACUUGGGGUUGACGAUAAUCCGGUCUGGGUAUGGCUUCUUGGACGGUAUGACUAUUUGAAAACCACAAUCCUGGCUUUCUGUGAGCGAUCAAAAGUCGAAAUUGAAAUCCUUCGGCGUCGGCUAGCCAAUGGAGAGAAACCCACACCUCAAGCUGUUGUUCCAUAUAUUCAUCUAUCUAACCGCGACGGCGUGGCAACUUCCCAGGAUUUGCUCGACACUGAACCAGUUCUGGAACUAUGGGAGUGUAUUCAUACGUAUCUUAAGAAGCUGCUAUCUCUUGAAGGUGGCCUCCUUGGAGAUGUUAUUGAGUUUUGGGACACUACAAAAUCGUUUAUCGAUGGUAGUAAGCAGAAGCUCCUCCCUGCGGGAUUCGAGGGUGAAAGUCGCAAACACCACCGAUUAUCCUCUGGUGGAGUUGAAGAUUUGAAAAAUGGUGUCAUCGAGCUUGUAAAUCUCAUUCGUGACAGUGCUGUGUCGAUUUUUGCGGACCCUCCUAUAGAUGAUAUCUCGCUUUUAUUUUCACCACUCCCCGCCACUCCCAACACUCCCUUAACUGGCAUAACCCCAACGGACUCUCGUUUCAGGAUAGACCCCAAGGAUAUUCCCCCGCUAUCACCCAGGAAAGGGGAAGCAUGGGAGGACUUCGCGUUCUGGCCUCCUUAUUCAAAUUCGCUUAGUGGUGUCCAUUAUCUCAGUCAAUUUCUUAUUCUAAUAGGAACAGCUGCGAGCGAGAUGGCUGCAAUGAGCCCGAUAUCAAGCGGUAGCAGUACAUACGACAAGUUAAAACUUCUCGUCAGCGGUACCCGAGAACGGUCCGUCCGGGCGGUAUGUGCUGCAUGGAAUAAAGAUGCCGAGAGUAUUAAGUAUCUCGAGGACUGGACUCGGGACCCCGAACGGAAGGAUAUGACUAAAAUGCCGGGGCUUUUCGUGGCAUUCGAAAGUGCAGUUCUUUCUGGAAUGCAAAAGAUAUUAUAUAUCUCAGAGGCCAUGACGAAAUCACUUGCGGGUGACGUCGUCACCCCGCCACCAGCAAAGCUAUUACAGAUGGUCCGUUCGCAGUUUGUGACUAGUGUCUACAAAGCACUAAGCGGGCUUGUCGAAAAUGCUGAACAUCCAGUUACGACUGAAGGAGACAACGAAUGGGUCCUGGUUGGCCCUGUUGUCCGCAUAGGCGGAUUAGAUAUUUCAUCAUCUAUCUCACCUUCAAGUGGCAUUGAUUCCAACAACAGGAACGUUCGAAUGCUUCUCACUCUCUCUAACCUGAAAGCUCUGCUUACUGACUACGUGCCUCAAUUGGUAUCUAAUUUCGAAACCGCUUUCUCUGUUAAAUUAACUGAGGAGUCUAAAACAAUUCGCGAUGUUCUCGGUCAAAUUGACACGCGCCUCUUCCAAUCGUACACGCGCCCCAUGACCACCACCCUGAAUUCGACGAUACUCGAGGGAAUCUCAGCACCUGACUGGGUCCCUUCAACGAGUCGGCCAGAUCAAGUCUGUCCGUAUGUAUAUGCAACGAUGCUUAACCUCGUACUAGUGCAUACAGAAGUGUCUACAACUCUACCAACGGGUUCCCAAAAUUCGUCAGGCGCUCCCGCAUCAUCCCUCACGAACGAAAUACUUUCACACCUUCUAACCCAGGUAUCCUCCUCUCUCCUGAACGCUUUCAUGCAGCGACCCAAAUAUUCACUCCCAGCCCUCAUGCAAGCAACCCUUGAUACAGAAUUCAUCGCGCAGACGCUCUCCCAGUAUGCGACAGAGGAGGCUUCAAAAAUUCAAAGCCAGAUAUACCUUGAGCUUGAUCGUCGGACCAAUAACGAUGCUAGGGCUAAAUUGCAAGAUGAGCUGGGGGAGAUGAGGAGUGUUCUGAAGCGGUUACGGGAAGCGACUCGUGGGGAGUUUGCGUGUUUUAAGAAGGCGAGGAAUGGCGGGAAGAAACAGUAA
Messenger RNA from Paracoccidioides brasiliensis Pb18, 3114 nucleotides. RefSeq names its product exocyst subunit SEC5. Gene Ontology annotation, cellular component: exocyst. Gene Ontology annotation, biological process: exocytosis; Golgi to plasma membrane transport. The transcript is spliced from 2 exons. The record is from RefSeq and is a predicted model, not a curated record. Bases 1 to 3114 code for a protein of 1037 amino acids.